AUGUCUGGUCAUAACAUGGCCGCGCCUGGCUUCGGCCAGCACCACGAUCCCUUCGCCGAUCUCUCGAAAUACGAUGACGACAUGGACGCAUUGGAGUUUGAGGACGGAUACGAUGGGCUAGGUGACCAGCUCGACGAGACCGACGAUGCUCUCAAUGACGACACCUUUGGUGGUGACGAGGCCUUUGCCUCUGCUCCUGUUGGCAAAGAUUUUGACUUCUUUGGCGCCACCUCCAAGGUCACCAAUGCGAUGGAAGAGGAGCAUGCUCGCUUCACUCGCCAGCAGCCCACCUUCAAGGCCCCUGUUCAGCACGCUCCCAGCGCUGCCCCCGCCGGCUACGGCUAUGCCAGCCAUGCUUAUCCCCCCCAGAUCCGCCCGGCUCGCAGCGGCUAUGAGAAGUACCAGGAGCCCGAACCCGAGCUUAAGGUCGAUGCCUCCAUCUGGGGCACUGCGCCCAAGCAGACAGCCACGCCGACUGCCCAACCCGCACCCUCUGCGCCUUCUGCUCGCAAGUUCAUGAGCCUGGAGGAGGUGGAGGCAAGUCUGCGCGCUCAAGCUACGAGGCCCAUGGUCACCCAGCCUCCUCAAGCUCAGGUGCACGCUCAACAGCAGUUCCAGCAGCAGCAGCACUUUCGCCAGGAGCCCGAGAUCCAGCCGCCGCAAGCCCGUCAGCCCGCACAAGCCCAGACCGGUGGUCCUCAUGGCCACCCCAUCACCAUUCUGCAGCGCCCGUCAUCCAAGCAUGCCGCGCCUAAUGCGCCCAGCCCUCUGUCGCAACAGCACCAGCCUCAGCCGCAGUCGCAAUCGCCCUCCGUGGCACCUACGCAGAUCCUGCAGAACCCCAACCGAGCGUCUGGUGACUCUGGCCGCGUGCCCCAGCAACCCGCCCACAGGCACCAGAAGUCUCUCAACCAGCAAGUCCAAGCUAUGCAGCCUGGCCAAGUUGGAAACCUCUCUGAGCAGGACAAGGCGGCGUUCCUGGAGGCCGAGGUUCGUCGUGCUAAGCGAAACCACAAGAUCCAUAUGCUGUCGCGAGACAAUGGCCUGAUGACACCGCAUGACAAGAGCUUUAUCACCAGAAUCCAGCUCCAGCAGCUCGUAUCGGCAACUGGUGACCCCUCGGAAUACGGAACGGACGCUGCUCUCAACGAAGACUUUUACUACCAGGUUCAUAGCUCCCUUAAGGCCGCUCAACGACCAAACCCCAACGCGCCCCUCAACAACUUUGCCCAGACGUAUUUGUUCCAGACUGGUAACCGACAUGGUGGCAUGAGACGGCACGGCCGUGGACCUGAGAACCAUGUCCAGAGAAUGGAGCAGCAGGUUCAACGUGCUGUCGAGGCCGCCAAGAACAAGCCCAAGAACAAGCAACUUGUCAUUGAAGGCAGCUUGGGCAAGAUUUCCUUCAGCAAUGCAAAGACCCCCAAGCCUUUGUUGAACAUCAAGCGCACCGAGAGUGGUAGCGAUGCCAACCGACCGCCCAGUUCUCAGCGCCCCGUGAGCAUCAACGACCGCAAGGUAGCCCUUCGCGCCAUCGAGGAUGUCUACAUGAUCUUGAUGAAGAUGGAAGACCACGAGCGCACCAUGCCACCGCCUGGCGCCAACCCUACCCCGGAGGUACAGCAGCAGGUAGCCGAAUGGCACGCCGUGGCCGACAAGCUCAACAAUCAGCUAUGGGAUGCGCUCAAGAUCCAUGAGCAAGUUGGACCUAACCAGGUCCAUCCUUUCAUCACCUUUCUCUCGCACCCCAAAGGCAAGAAGGCCGUUCCCCGAGUUUUCCGCGUCCUGAGCCACGAGCAGAGAACUACAAUCCUCACGUUGAUCAUUGUUCAUCUGGAUCAGUUGGAUGUGGUGCAAGGCGCACAGGUUCAGUCUGGAGAACCUAUCAACCUCUCCGCUGGCACACGCGAGAGCAUCGAGUUGUUCUCCAUGGCUGUCAUGCCACAGCUAUUCAACCUCCUGGCUGACGCGGAACUUCAAAUCGUAACCGCCGUCCUCGGCAUAAUCAUUCAAAGACUCAACAUCGACACCAUUGCCCGCACUAGGAUCGGUAUAUCCAUGUUGACCAUGAUCCUCAGCCGUGCCGAGAUCAUCAAGCAAGCUGGCGUCGCCAAUGAACAACUCUGGCAACAGUGGGCUGCCACAUUCAACACCUUCUUCAACCACUUGGAGCCUACUCUUUCUUAUAUCUUCCCUGGUACCGUAACCUCAGGAGAGGAUAUCUACGUCUGGCAGUUCUUGGCGGCCAUCGGUAUCGGUGCUAGCCCGGAUGAACAGCAGCGUCUGGUCCUUGCCGUCAAGGACCGGGUCAUGGACACCGUGGCCAUGGCCAAGACUCUGCCUGCUGAUAUGGGCAAGCAGCGUCUCGACAACGUCAAUCUGUUCAUGCGCUCUAUCGGUCUUGACGUUGAGCUUCUGCAGUAG
Neoarthrinium moseri is the source of this 2424-nucleotide messenger RNA. RefSeq lists its product as uncharacterized. The record is from RefSeq and is a predicted model, not a curated record. NCBI's taxonomy places the organism in Eukaryota, Fungi, Ascomycota, Sordariomycetes, Amphisphaeriales, Apiosporaceae. The coding region runs from base 1 to 2424 and encodes 807 amino acids. Gene Ontology annotation, cellular component: P-body. The transcript has 2 exons. Gene Ontology annotation, biological process: deadenylation-dependent decapping of nuclear-transcribed mRNA; P-body assembly. Gene Ontology annotation, molecular function: RNA binding.